Messenger RNA from Saprolegnia parasitica CBS 223.65, 2793 nucleotides. RefSeq lists its product as hypothetical. Bases 1 to 2763 code for a protein of 920 amino acids. The transcript has 7 exons. Gene Ontology annotation, molecular function: metal ion binding; lipid binding. NCBI's taxonomy places the organism in Eukaryota, Oomycota, Saprolegniomycetes, Saprolegniales, Saprolegniaceae. The record is from RefSeq and is a predicted model, not a curated record.
AUGUCGUCCUUCACGCUGCCCCGCGGCGUCUUUCAGACACCCGAGCUGUCGCCCGAGACGAAAGCCACGCUGCGAGACCGGGGCCACGACCUCCUUCGCUCGUUCGUCGCCAGCGUCACCAAGAAGCAAAACAACGCGCUGGUCUGGGACCCGGUCGGCGACGCCCAUGGCGUGAGCCUCUUCCAAGCCAUGGACCCGAGCCACACGUCCGAAAACAAGCGUACGUUUCCUAUGAAAAACGGCGCGACAUUCAAAAUGUUGCUAGACGUGAUGCAGUACCGCGCGCUGGCCAAGAUCAACGCGACUCUCGACGAAGUCGCGCGCCUGCACCGCUUUGACACCAAGGCGCAGUGCGACCAGUACCGACGACACUACGCCCACGACAUUCUCGACCUGCUGCCGCUCUACGUCCUCAGCGAACCGACGAGGUCCGACGCGACGACGUCCCGCAUGUACAUCAAAUGGGCGGUCAUUCAGAGCCCGGUCGCGCUCAUCAAGGACCGCGACUUUACCUACCUCGAGACGCAAGACGAAUUCGUGCUUGAGACGGGGCGGCGUGGCUGGGCGUACUGCCAGUCGUCGAUCUCGCUGCCAGGGUGCCCACCGCUGCCGCAGUAUGACGUGGUGCGUGGCCACCUCGCCAACUCAGGCUGCGUGUUUCUGGAAACCGACAAGCCAGGGACACUCGACGUCAUCUAUCAUCUUGGCACCGACGUUCACGGCAACGUGCCUCACUUUGUGCGCCAAAUGGCCAUCAAGCGCCGCGGCAAGUCGAUCGCGCGCCUCGACAAGUACAUCCACGAGAUGCGCCUGAGUCAGCUCCCCAUGCGUGCGAAAAGUGCGAUGCCCCAUGGCCCGCUCCCAAAGCAUUGCGCCACGUGUUUUGUGUCGUUCCGCUUUCGCGCGUCCAAGAUUUGCCAGAGCUGCGGCCAGGUUGUCUGUUCAAAGUGCAGUCGCAAGUGGUCCCUGCACGUGCUCGAACACUCGAAAGCCGACGUGCGCAUCUGCCACGUGUGCUCGCUCGCCGUGCGCGAUGGCUCGGUGCGGGAAAAGGCCGUCGACGGCGCGCCCCGACGCCGCGGGGUCGAGAGCGCGUCGAUGCCCGACGUGUACCGCCCGUCAGCGCGCUUUGGUGAAGACGAGAACCUCACGGCAUCGAUGCCGCGGCCGUUGACGCGCCGCCCAUCCGACAUGCUUCGGCGCCCGUCGUCGUCGAGCCAGAUCAGUGACUGCAGCCGGGUCUCGACCUUGAGCCAAAGCUGCGACCUCUCGUACGUGGAAAUGUAUGGGCCACCCAUGUCCCCGAGCCGGCGGUCGUCCGUGGCCCGGACUCAGCGCCGGCGAUCGUCGGUGGCCAUGCGCGUUGCACCGACGAGCGCACCGGCCAAACACAUCCUGACCGACCAUACGCCCGACUUGAGCGGCGACUUCGACAUUAUCGCCCCGGCCAAGCGAUUCCCGCUGCCCGACGACUACUUCCAGGCGCCGCCGCUCUCGUUAGACGACGCCGACGCCUACCGCGCGACCGCCGACAUCAACUUGGCCGACCUCGUUGCGUCGGCGACAUCGCCCAUGAAGCUACAGACAUGGACACCGGUCGGCCGGACCAGCGGUGUCAACCUCUUCCAAAUGCACUCAUCUGCGUUGCCAGCCAACGCCAGCUAUGUCCCGUACCGGGCGGUGGCGCGCAUUUCAGCAACGAUCGACGAAGUCGCAGCGCUGCACGCGUUCGAGACGCGGACCAAGUGCUUCGAGUACAUGCGCUGCUACGCCAGUGACAUUCUCGACAUCAUUCCUCUCUACUCGCUCCGCGAUCGGACGCCGGACGCGCCGCACCAUCAAACGUACGUCAAGUGGGCCGCCGUGCAGUCGCCGCUCUCCGUCAUUAGCAACCGCGAUUACCUCUAUCUCGAGGGCCAAAACACGUUUACCAUGGCGUCCGGGCGCCGCGGGUGGGCGUACUGCCAGUCGGCGAUCGAACUACCGUGCUGCGCGCCACUCAAGCAGCUCGACCUGGUGCGCGGGUCCCUCGAGCACACGGGGUGUGUCUUUCUUGAAACAUCGACGCCCGGCAUCCUCGACGUCGUCUACCACAUUGCAUCCGACUUCAAGGGUUCAAUUCCCCAGUUUGCCAUGCUUUUGGCGGUGCGCCGCCGAGCGCGCAAAAUCACCAUGGUCGACGAUUACGUGCACCAGCAGCGGCUCCGCCACACGGUCCUGCUCGAGUCCUUGUCGAUGACGUCGGUCCCGGCCACGACCCGUCCGAAGCACUGCAUGCUCUGCAGUAGCUCGUUCCGGUUUCGCCGCCCCAAGACUUGUCAGCCCUGCGGCAAGGUGGUAUGCAGUAGCUGCAGCCGCAAGUGGACCAUGCCGACCGACGCGAGCGCGCCCAUGCGCGUGUGUCACGUCUGCUCCAAGACGGUGCGCUCAUCGCUGCCGCCAACAUCGAUGCUCGGGCUUCGCGACACAGAGAGCAUAUCGGACACUUCGCUCGACGGGGAGAACGACGCGUGGUCGACCGAGCCGCCGUCGCAAGGUACCGCCAACGACGGCGUCGACAUGGCCUAUUUGCAAGUGUACGAAUCGGCGCCACGGCGGCCGAAACCGCCACGCAAGAGCAGCUUGGACCUGCCGGCCCGACCGUCGAUGCUGCGACCGCGCACCUUUUCCGAAGACGUCGACUAUAGCACCGACAAUUCGUUUCUGUACGACAUUGACAGUCUCGUCGACCCCAUGAUCACGCUGCGUGUGCAUAAAUGCUAACUACAUUGUAAUACCACACCCUCUCUCUCC